This is a messenger RNA of Biomphalaria glabrata, 4454 nucleotides long. RefSeq lists its product as uncharacterized. NCBI's taxonomy places the organism in Eukaryota, Metazoa, Mollusca, Gastropoda, Planorbidae. The coding region runs from base 186 to 4076 and encodes 1296 amino acids. The transcript has 4 exons. The record is from RefSeq and is a predicted model, not a curated record.
UAGGGCAACUAACGCACCGAUAUCCUUAGCAUUGAAUGCAAGAGCUUUCGCUAACUUUGUUUUGGUGUAUAAAAUACUUCAACUUUCUACAUUUAGAACCAAAAAAAGUAAUGCUGCUAAUAAAAUAACAGGACAGCUCGAACGUGAUACUGGCAGCAACUAGAUCUAAUUGGAUGUGAUAUGAGAUGAAUGUGGCAGACAUGAGAUUACACUGUGAGAUUCUCUGUGGCUUGUCUUUGGUCGCGUGGGCCAUUGCAGGCGUGAUAGACAGCCAGAUGACUUCCGGGCUGGCCUCGGAGCCGGGUGAAAGAUUGAGCGAAGGCCAGAACAGGUUUGGACGUGAUCAACAAGCGAAACUCCGACAUAAAAGAGCGGAGGGCCAGGCGGUCCAGCAGGAGGUUCAAGGCGGAGUCGUGGGUAAGAGGUUGGAAGAGGUCAAGCCUGGACUGGAGACGGAUACUGACGAUCCAGAAAGUGUCUUCCAUACUAUCGAUGAGCUCAAGGCUAUGAAACCCGGGGCCGGCGUCCAGUGGCGGGACCAUAUGCCCAUCGCUGGCAACGCCAAAAGCAGCGAGCUGAAGAGACGAAAGAGACGAGGAACCUCCAAAGACAUGGUUGGUUUUGCCGGCGCCAUGGACGCCAGUCAGAAGAAGGAUGCAAGCAAAGUCAAUUUUAAGGCCGAUGUCGCCUUGGAUAGAAGUCCCCAUGGAGGAAGUCAGGAGAUCAAAAAACUACACAAAAAGAAGCUGAUUGCUAAAAGAAGCCUUGAGGCUCAUGGGCUGAAGAAGAUGGAACAAAGAGCAAGAAGAAGCUCUAAGUUUCAAAAGAGUGACGAUGAAGACUCUGGUUUGUCUGGCGCAAAAAGAGCAACGUCUCUCAAGCGAUUAGUUGGCAGCAGAUCAAAUAAAGCGACACCCAUACAAGAAAUGCAUUCUGCUGAAAACACAAAGCUGACAAAUAUGAGGUUUUUGAGCCGAAAUAUAAGGUCUGGGCACGCCCCGAUUCACCGAGAGGAUUCAAACACUUUGCCAUUGGAAAGGAAUAGAAGACGGACCAGAGAUGAUGAUAACGAGGAGGACAAAGAUGAUGAGGAUGAUGACGACGAUAACGACAAUGAGGAAGAUGACGAUGGGGAUCGACGUAAGAGGCAAGCGCGUAAAGACUCUAAGACCAACCAUUCGGAAAACAAUCGCACUCUCGCCAGGAGUAAAAGACCGCGGAGCAAUGACGCCCAAAAAGCAAGCACCCGGGCCGGACUACGUCAGCUUCUGGCGGAUGUUGAAUCAAUCUCAGUGGACGACGAGUCAACGUUUGAUGCAAUGAGCUCGCCCAACCUGGACAACUCCCCAAAUCAAGUUCCGGAAAUCUUUGACCAUCAAAGACUUAAUCCCAUCAAAAGGAGAAAAAGGCAGUCGGGCAAUGCGGAUGACAGCGUGGACGAAAAUUUGGUGACAGAACAGCGGCAAGGUGCAAGCAAGCGGCUAACCAUUCGGGGCACACGCUUCCAGCCUAGAGUGGUAGCCGGAGAGCCCAUCAGCAUCCCAGCUUCGUCUGAUCUCAAUGCCGUGCCACAGCAAGGAAGCAGGUUUAAGAGAUCGCGGUCGAGAAGUGAUGAUGACGAUGAGGAAGACGACGAGGAUGAAGAAGACGACGAUGACGAUGGUGACUCCAAGAGAAGGAAAAGAGGGAUCGAGAUCCCUUUCAAGUCUCUUUCAAAUAAAAACAAAGAACAAACUCUAAAAGGCGCUUCCGAAACGGACCUGACGCACAAGUCCAAAGCUCAAAACGACACACCGUCUCCACAGCGUAUUCUUGCCAACAUAACAAAAACCCUGAACAAUACAACAUCCUCACAGCGUAUUCCAUUUAACAGAACUGAUAUCAAUGCGAAUCAUGGGCUAGAACGAUUCAUAACGAUCUUGAAUAGAUUCAAACUUCCUAACGAUUUGACAGGAAGCGUUGAAAAAUCCUGGCAAUCUGUAUCCAACGUCACAUUGGGUGACAUUGGUAAAAUAGUGCAGCAGUUAAUGCGGCUUAAGCGACAUGCUGGCGACUUCAAGGAUGACCCUAGAAAUGAGGGCAUUGCAGAUGGAGAGAAUAGCAGAACGGAAGACACGGUACCAAUGACCAAAAGAUCUUCGGCCAACAUCGGAGUCGAUCAGCCUGUACCUGGGAACGUUUCCACGACCGAAGUCAAUGUCCAAGAUGACCUCAAUGUCAAGACUCUACUAAAUGCUGUGAAAGAUAGCAAGCUGCCAAGCAAAGUUGAAGAUGGCAUUGAAAAGACAUUAAAGCUUCUGACCAACAUGACUCUUAAAGAAAUUGGUUCACUUGUGCAAGACUAUAUGCAGAAAUUUAGGCUUAAAAGGAGUUCUGCAAAUGAGGAUAGUCUUGGUCAAAACGCCCCUGGGGGCUCGCCUCAGAAUCUUUCAAAUGAAGAAGAAAGCGUUUGGCGACAAAUUCAUCGGCCAGCUGGUGUCCAAGCAAAGGUAGAUGCGUCGCUUAGUGAAGCAAUCAACGAAACCGACUUUGAUAAUUUUAGGCAAAUCUUUCGACAGCAUUUGAAAGUUAAAAGAGAAGCCAAUCAGAUAAACGCUAAUGAUACUCACAAAGAGGGUGAUAAAAUCACUUCCAGAAAUCAAAUCGGUGCUGAUUUGGGAGCAUUGGCUGGCACGAGUAAUACAGCAAACAAAACUAACGAACUGCCCUCGGGAAACAAAAACACGCUUAAAGACUUUGGCGAGAUCUUGCAACUCCUGGAGCUGGUGGGAAUGUUUGCCAAGACCGAGGAUUUGAAGGAUGGCAUGGACACAACGUUAAAGUCUCUGUCCAAUGUCACGCUGGGGGACGUUUUUAAAUUUUUGAAAAGCGCACGACAAGAGAUUAGACUUAAGCGAGAAUCUGAGGACGAGGAUGAUUAUGAUAAUAGAGAGGAUGACAAUGAAGAGAACGAUGAAAUCCAGGAAACGUAUGAAGACGAUAACAGACAAGAGGAGAGGUCAGAAGAGCUCGUUGACCAGGAACAAGCUGAGCCAACGUCACAAGCUGGUGCUGACGAGGAUGACAGCGGUCAAGAAAGGGGUGAGCGUGGAUUGAGUGGCCGAAGUCACAAGUUAUCUGAAAUACAGAGCAGUCCACCUCUUAUAACUGACCCUCCUAAAGAUAUUAGGGCUGAGCUGGUCAGUCUUCAAGAGGAAGAGGACAAAGAAAUGGCUAUAUCUCCAACCCUGUCACCUCGAAAGAAAAUUCUGGACUCCUCAUUGCGAGAGCUCACGGCCAAGCUUGAUAAAAUUGAAGAUGAUCUGAAAAAGAAAGAAGCCAUACAGAGAGCGACGAUGGCCAAACGGUCUAUUUCCGCUAGCAAAGUUGGCAACAGUGGUAAAAAUGAUAAGCUUGGCAUCCCCGAUCUAAAUAAUUUGACCCCAGAUAAAAAUGCAGACACAUCUGAUGAUUUGACUAAAAAUGUGAAUAACGGAAUGUAUUUAUCAAGCACUAAAGAAUUCGACACAGAAGACAAUGAAAGUAAUACCCAGAUAGAAAAGGAGUACGCAGCAUCUGGGGAUUACGAAACAAUUAGAGUUGGCAAGCUCCCAGAAUGGAUGCUGAAGAUGAACGAAAUUAUCGCAGGAAUUAACGGCGAUAUUAAACAUAUGGAGGAAAUAGGUGGCGUCAAAACGUAUGCGCUACGUGAUACGAAAACCGGAAGUGAUAUCGAGAGCAGAAAUAACAAACCAAACAAUGUGCUAAAAGAUCUCAGAGCCAAGAGAGACAAUCCUCAACGAAUGAAUACAAUUCGUAAUAAAAGCCCACCCAAAACUGAAGGCAAUGACGUGUCACAUACGUCAAUGAAAUCCCACCCAGUCGAUCAAAAACUAGCUCAGGCCGUGAAAAUGACAAUCACAAAAACGUCAAGCAGGAAGGCUGCCAACUUCACUGAAUCUGGGCGCGAGCAGAUGAGAACGGCCAAGCUAUCAAAGCCGUCUAUGCUUGGGGAGACUGGAGCGAAUGCAGCGCCUCUUGUGGAAUCGGGCAGCGCUUCCGGUCCAACAGAUGUGCAGACGGCCAACCAUGCUUAGGGAAAGCUGCCAGCAAUGAGGUUGAGGUGUGCUCAAACAAGGAUUGCUAGAGAAUCAAGCUUGUGUGAUUUUGUGUCGAUCUCCUGCAUUUAAAAUGGCAAGGCUGGACACUGAUAGGGCCUACAAUCGAAGGUGCCCAAAAUUUAAUGAGGCAAUUAGAGGCGUCCAUUGUUUGUUUCAUGCGCCUGGUAUUUAAAAGACAACGAAAACCUUUAAUAGGCCCCUGUUUUAUUGUUUCAAAUUGUAAUUGAAAAGUAAUUUGUAAUUAAAUUUUACUUUGUAACUAUUUAUUUUGAUAGAAUUCAUCUGUAUUCAUAUUUUCACAAUUUGUGAUGAUACACGAUUUUUGAAUUCAAAUAAAACAAAUUUUCAAUCUUU